AUGGAAAAUCAGACAGCGAAAAGACAAAAAGCUUGUCCCAACUCCGGCGACGGCAGAAUCUCCGAACUGCCACAACCCUUAUUGCACAACAUUCUCGCUUUCCUCUCCCAAGAGGAGGCGACCAGAACAUGCGUUUUGUCCAAAUCAUGGCGUUCUAUUGGCCCUACUCGCCCCAAAAUCGAGUUUAACGAAACGUGGAAUGAAGAGAAGCAUGAAAAGUUCCUAUCCAAUUUGGACAGUACGCUACAAGUUUACCGUGGCCGGAAGAUUUGCUUGCAAGAAUUUAUAUUGCGUGUAAGAAAAAUUAAUGCUAAAUCUGUUUCUCUCCUUAAAAAAUGGGUCCCGAUCGUCUUGCUCGAUAUGGGCGUUAAGAGGUUCCAUCUGAUUUCCAUCUCGAGCUACUUUGAUUUGCCGUCGAUCGUCUUUGAAGCUGAAACCCUUGAGGAUUUGCAUCUCAAGAACUGCAGGAUUGAAUCUGUUGAGAAUCGGUUGCAUCUUGCGGUGAAUGGCCCCACCAAGGCAGCUAUUGACCUCCCGAAUAUACUUUCUUUUGAAUUGUUAUGUGAUGAUUUCCCUUCAAUCACGUUGACAACAAAUUCCAGUGAGUGGAGGUCACUCAUACUCUUGAAGCGUGAACUGAUUACUAAGAGUGAAACUGCGUUGUUGUUUGUCAAGUUAAAUGAACUGCUUAGAGCAUUAAAUCAUUCUAGGAUUCAUCUGCACAUGAGGGAUUUCCCUCUGGAGGUACCACAUGGCUGUGGGGGUUUUGGAGAACCUGCCGUGAUUGAAUGCUUGGCCUUUUCUCACCGUCAUCCUUGUUCUUCCCUCGAAGCUUUUUUAAAUUAUUUUUUCGGCAGCUUUCGGCCGAGAUACAUAGAAGAGUCUUUCUAUCCUCGUUCAGAGUCUGAAGAGUAUGAAGAUAACAUGGAUGCUUAUUAUGCAUAUGAAGAGGAGCAUUUACGCUUCACCGAAUGGUAUGCUGCCGCUCGAGCGGCUCAAGUGCAUGGACUAGAAGAUGAAUACAUGGAGUUGCCAGCAUAUCCAGGGACCAAUCCGUAUGGAGAACCCAAUGAACUUAUUGAUCGUAUGUGGAUCUUCCUCAUGAAGAAAGAAAGGGAGGACCGCAUUUGGCAGCAGGAUUUAGAGGAAGUAAGUGUGGAGACCUAUGGUCAAAAUGGAGUCGAAUGGCGUUGUGUGCAAAGUGAGAAUUUAUCCCAAUUAGCGUUGCCGGACAAUGAUGAUCAAAAGAUGCGCUUUCAACUGAAAUGGAGAGAGUGA
Messenger RNA from Striga hermonthica, 1278 nucleotides. Lineage: Eukaryota; Viridiplantae; Streptophyta; Magnoliopsida; Lamiales; Orobanchaceae. The record is from the annotation of a GenBank genome assembly.